This is a messenger RNA of Scatophagus argus, 3092 nucleotides long. RefSeq names its product abhydrolase domain containing 11 (gene abhd11). The record is from RefSeq and is a predicted model, not a curated record. Gene Ontology annotation, cellular component: mitochondrion. Bases 136 to 1059 code for a protein of 307 amino acids. The transcript has 6 exons. NCBI's taxonomy places the organism in Eukaryota, Metazoa, Chordata, Actinopteri, Scatophagidae.
UUGACGGACUGGUUCCCUUCAAUCUCGACCUCCGGGGCGCUGUGUGUACACGCACACGGAGUCUUUGCUGUCACUGUGGCAGUUAUUUUAAACGCACAUGCUGUUUGUCGACCCGGUGACUGAGCAUAUGCUGCCAUGAGUGCUUUUUGUCGCCUGAUCCAGAGAGGACUGCUGAGCGGCCGGCCGUCGUGUCGUUUAUUCCCCGGACAGCAGGAUUUGUGCGGGGUGGCUCCCAUAGUCCGGACAGCGAGCUCAUCCAGCCCAGUCAACUUGACCUAUGAUGUCUUUGAUGGGAAGGGAGAGAGCACUCCCCUGGUGUUUCUCCACGGCCUUUUUGGCAGUAAAUCUAACUUCCACUCGAUAGCGAAGUCCCUGGUGCAGCGCACAGGCCGAAAGGUGCUGACUGUAGAUGCCCGUAACCAUGGCAACAGCCCUCACAACCCGGUGCUGACCUAUGAAGCGAUGUCCGAUGACUUGAAACACCUCCUCACCCAGCUUCACAUCGAGAAAUGUGUCCUCAUCGGCCACAGCAUGGGCGGGAAAACGGCCAUGGUGACCGCCUUGAUGCAGCCUAGUUUAGUGGAGAGGUUGGUGGUAGUGGACAUCAGUCCUGCCCAAUCAUCCACUCGCACCAACUUCCGUUAUUACAUCCAGGCCAUGCAGGAGAUGAAGAUUUCCAGUGACAUCCCACGUUCGACAGCCAGACGGAUGGCUGAGGAUCAGCUGCGCGGUUUGGUCAAGGAGCGUUCAGUGCGUCAGUUCCUGCUGACUAACCUGGUGGAGCAGAAUGGCCACUAUGCCUGGAGGGUCAACUUGGAGGCCAUCUCAGCACACCUUGACAACAUCAUGAGCUUCCCCAGCUUUAACACUGUCUAUGAGGGACCCACACUGUUUUUGGGUGGAGCCAGCUCGGCUUAUAUCAGCUCCGAAGAUUACCCAGAAAUCCAGAGGCUGUUCCCUCAUGCUGACAUCCAGUAUAUUCCAGACGCGAGCCACUGGAUCCACGCAGAUAAGCCGUUAGAUUUCAUCAGCUCCAUCAUCUCCUUCCUUCAGUCCUAGCUGCCUCCUGCCCAGCGCUGCAGAACUCUUUUGAUGCUCAGCGACUCUGAGCGUCCCGUCACUGAGAAUGAAGGUUAGAAUUCAGCAGCUUCAGCGAGUGUAGUCAUUAAUGAUGCUAACAGAUGCCAACACUGGACCAAACUCACCCUUUUACGACGAUCACUUCUUACCCUCAAACAAACUUAGUGCAGUGAAGAUGAACUUCUCUUUUGUGUAAUUUAUCUGGCAAGCAGAUAGGGUUCCUCGAUUGGCUGGUUUCUAGUUGUGUUUUCAUUGAUUUUUUUUUUUUGAUUAGUAUCUAGAAAAUAGAAAGGAAAAUAUCUCCAGUGUAACAUAAUGGGGCUGUUUUGGAGGUGAUGUAUUAACCCAAAGAAACUCAUUUGCACAGUGCUCGCUUUCUUUAUGUUGAAACAUAUAUGCCAGUAUAACAGAAAAGUGGCUUUAAGUCAAGUACAGUCUAGGAUUGAUUAAGUGGACCAGCAGUUCAGUAGUGGGAUAUGAAAGUUUUGACAGCACUGGAAUGAAACAAAUGCUGUUAUUCAUGAGAAGGACUUCUUGGAGAAAAAUGAAGAAUGUGCAAAGCAAAAAUUGUUUGCAUUAGUGAGUUUGGUAUCGUGUGACAGGAGUUCGGAGCACUGCAAAAAGGCUGUAAUACAGACCUUAUGUGUACAGAUAGUUUGUUGUGGAAACUUAUUUUAAUGUUAAUAAUAGUGAUAUAUUCAAUGUUUUGGUCUGGAAUUUUGUUUCUCAUAUCCUCUCCCUCUGUGUGUCUGCUGUAUGUCAGAGAUGAGGAUUUACACGUUGGUUACUUUGUCACAAUUCCAGGUCAUCAUAAGCGCUGGUUAUAUUUUUAUGCCAACAUAACCCUCUAUGAAAACCAAGCUGAAACCCUCAAAAUGCAGUAUUCCCAAUCUGUUUCCUGAACAUCUCAGGUUACAACUGGAUAUGCUAAUUAUCGUACACUCAUACUAUUCUCGUGUCUGUCUGGCGAUAAGCCGCGGUAAUGUUGUUGUGUAUUUGUAUUUGGUCAGUCUGAUCAGUGUUCUGAUGAAACACGUUUUACAGAUUUAUUAUCCGUAUCUCACUUAUCUUUAUGACUAAGGUGCAAGGCUAUAUGAGUGUCUCACAGAUAUAUGCUGCAACAAUGUAUGUUGUUAUCUAACCGUGACAGUGUUAAUAUCAUUUCUGUUUCAAUGGGUUUGAACAGUACAGUCCACUGUAGUGAAACUGCCAUCUGUAUGAAUAAGCAGGGUGUUGUAAAUUUGUAUGUGCCUCUUUUCUCGAGAGCUCUUUUUCCAUUUCUGUAAAAACUUGAUAAAAAGAAAAAAAUCUACAAUAAUAACUGACAGAUUUUAGAUUGGCAGCUGGGUUGCCAGGUCUGCGUGACUUUUUUUUUUGUUUUGUUUUGUCUUCUUUCCCACAAAGAAUCUAAACAGGUGAGGGAGUAUCCCUUCGUGGCACUAGAUGUUUACUACAAUCACUGUUUUGUGUUUGUUUGAUGUGAAUGCAGAAGUCUGAAAGGCUUGAUACACCAGACCUAAGUUGAGUGAAACUCUCCUUAUUUUUUCUUCUUUAUGUAAAGCUCCAGUUAGUAGAGAAGCCCCCCCCGUCCUGCUCAGCCAAAGGGCAGAUUUGUCUCGUCACAUAAUAUGAAUAGAUUGUUGACAUUUGAAUGAGGGCCCUGCUUGAGCUUCUGUAGGAUUGCAGUGGGACAAGAACGUGUUGAGGAGGAACUCGAUGUCACCAGUAUGGAAAAGUGAAUUUAUUCAUUCACACUGAAAAAGCUGAAAAUCAUCUUUUCAGGAUUGUAUAUGGUUUUACAAUGAGCAUGCCUUUUCUCUUGUCAUCAGGUGUAACUUUGCUGUGCUAUAUGCGUCUCAGUUUGUUGAACAUGUUGCCACAAUGGUGGUACUCAUUCUAGAUAAUGCCGUAUAUAAAUUUUAAAUGUUUGGAGAUGCAUAUAGGAGUGGAUUAUAUAUUAUUGAAAAUGUACAAACUAAUAUUAUUCAAUAAAAUAGCAAAAAUCUGCAACA